Molecule: messenger RNA, 3534 nt
Organism: Sphaerodactylus townsendi
Lineage: Eukaryota; Metazoa; Chordata; Lepidosauria; Squamata; Sphaerodactylidae
Gene: TGFB1I1
Product: transforming growth factor beta 1 induced transcript 1
Exons: 14
Coding region: 275-2410 (711 amino acids)
Source: RefSeq, a predicted model, not a curated record
GAGCGCGGAGUCCCCUUUGCCAUAAAUGGUCACCCGCAGGCAGCCGCAGCAGCGAGCGAGGCGAGAGGCGCGGGGCUGCGCUGAGCUCCGGGAAGGCGCGUCACUGGGGCGGGGGCCGCCCAGCCGCCGGCGCCGGGAGGGAGUCGGGGAGCCCGCCCGGGAUGGACGAUCUGGGCUGAACCGCCACUAACGUUUCUGUAGUGCUGUGCGCUGGGACACCGCACAGACCCGGGAGCAGCGGCGUCCCUGCCUUAGAGUUUGCAAGUUAAGGCCGAUGGACUGGACGAGCAGUGUGGAAGGGACGGCCAAAGGCUGCCAUGGAUAUUUGGGAGGCAUUAACCCAAGUUGCGUGCAGCUGGGUAGUGCUGAUCCCCCUCCCUUCUCGCUUGGCCCCCGUAUUGUCUCAUUUGACGCGCUGCUGGCAGAUCUGGAGACGACUACCUCCCAUAUCUCCAAACGUCCGGUUCUCCUCACAGAGUCUGGAGAAGCUCAUCCCAACGGGCUGAAACAAGACGGGACCUCAGACCCCAAGCCGCCGCCUCCACCUUACAAUCCUCAGCAGCAGGCUGGGCCCACAGCUAUGCCCGUAGAGCCAAUCCCGACCUCCGCCUUGCAAGGUGGAAGUGACAAAGAACACCUUUACAGCACGGUUUGCAAACCCCGCUCGCCCAAGCCCAAGGAGGGAGGUCCGCCGCCCUUCUCCUCCUCCAGCGGAGUCCUUGGCGCAGGCCUCUGCGAGCUGGACCGGCUCCUACAGGAACUCAACGCCACCCAGUUCAACAUCACAGAUGAAAUAAUGUCCCAGUUUCCGACCAGCAAAAGUCCCAGCGGGGAGAAGGGCAAAGACAAGUCGGAAGAUUCUUCAGAUGGCAGUUCUGUAUCUCGGUCUGGAGUUCCUGCAAAACCAUCUGCGACAUCAGCUACCCUGGAGCUGGACAAGCUGAUGGCCUCUUUGUCAGAUUUCCGGGUCCAGAGCAACCUCCCUGCAGCCGCUCCGCCCGCAGUGUCUCCGCCCCCUGCUCCCGCCCGGGUGUCCUCCGCGCAACUGCCGGUGGUGUCGUCUGUCUGCCCCAGCACCCCCGUCUCACCCACGCAGACGUCCCCGGCCCAGCCCAGCGGGAACCUGGACAGCAUGCUUGUCAUGCUGGAGUCCGACCUCAGCCGCCAGGGGAUCUCCACCACGGCCAAGGGGCUGUGCGCAUCUUGCCAGAAGCCGAUGUCCUUGAGGCAGGAGUGGAGAUUCCCCGGCUUUCUGCAAGAGAAUCCUCCCAGGGAGCGAGCAAGCUGCUUCCCCUGGCCAUGGAAACCUUCCAGAAGGCGCCGGCCUUUCCUGGGCGCAGCUGGACCUGCCAAAACUGCCAACUCCACCCGGCCCCCGGAUCCUUCUGUCCAUGGAUGGGGCUGUCUUAGCAAUUCUGGGAUCCUGGGCAAAACUGAAGGGAUCACUGGAGGUCCAACCACACAGUUGAACCCUCUGUAUCCCCAAAGAGAAUCGCUCUGUUUGCUUCGGCCCGUGAGGUUUCUGGGAGGUAAACACGACAUGGGGUGCAAUAUAAUCCAGGCUGAGCCUUGGAGACAAAGCAAGGAGAUUCCAAGCCUAGAGAAAGGGACGAGAGGAGCAGCGAAACUUCCGGAAGGCGGGCAUCCAUUUUGUUUCCUCUUCCUCAACCUGACGGUUAAAUGCAUCCUUUUUAUUAUUAUUAUUUGGCUAUCUGGUGUGUCUUCCCUCUUUGCCAAGGUGGUAACGGCCCUGGGAAGCACAUGGCACCCGGAACAUUUUGUCUGCACGCACUGCCAGAAAGAAAUGGGAGGCAGCAACUUCUUUGAGAAAGAUGGUGCCCCUUACUGCGAGAGGGACUACUUCCAGCUCUUCUCUCCCCGCUGCGGCCUCUGCAAUGAGCCCAUCCUGGAUAAAAUGGUGACCGCGCUGGAUAAGAACUGGCACCCGGAACACUUCUGCUGCGUGAAGUGUGGGCAGCCAUUUGGGGAAGAAGGUUUUCACGAGAAGGACGGGAAGCAGUACUGCCGCCAAGACUUCUACGAGCUCUUUUCCACCCGCUGUCAGGGGUGCAGCCAGGCCAUCUUGGAGAACUACAUCUCUGCUCUAAAUGCCUUGUGGCAUCCAGAAUGUUUUGUCUGCAGGGAAUGCUACACACCCUUUGUGAACGGGAGUUUCUUCGAGCAUGGUGGCCGCCCCUUCUGCGAAAUCCACUAUCACAAGCAGCGAGGCUCGCUCUGUUCGGGCUGCGAGAAACCCAUCACCGGCCGCUGCAUCACGGCCAUGGCGCGCAAGUUCCACCCGGAGCACUUCGUCUGUGCCUUCUGCCUCAAGCAGCUCAACAAAGGCACCUUCAAAGAGCAGAACGACAAGCCCUAUUGCCACCCUUGUUUCAUCAAGCUGUUUGGGUGACACGGGGGUGCCUCAGCCCUGCCACGGCCAAACCAUGCCCACUUCCAACGUGGGAGGGAGGGGAGGGCCCACAGAUCUCAGCCUUUGAUUUAAGCCGCGCCCCUUCCAUUUGUGGGAGGGGCCUGUGCCUUAUGGGCUCCACCCCGUGCCGUCGGAGCCACCGCACCAUUGCCAAAGCCACGCCUCUAGAUAGAGCCACGCGCAAAACCAAACAAGGUGAGAAGCAGGAUUUCAUCCGUGCCUCCCACUCUACUCAGGAGCUAUUCCCUGGUCACGACAGCCCCGCCCCAUCACACGCUGCUUUAAGCCACACCUCCACAAAGCCAUCAUUUCUGACAGGAGGCAGUGCCUUAAGCCACACCCCCACAACCAGCUGGUGAUGUCAUCCAGGUAGGAGGCAGGGACUUAAAGGAGCCACACCUUCCCAUGAUUCUACGCAAUAGCAUGGAAUGGGGCAUACCUGAGCCACUCCCCCCGCCCAUUGGCAGCGCCUGCCCCAGAAGUCAGAAAGCCAUUCAGGGUGGAAUUGGCAGAAAACUUCACUCCCUUACACCUUACCUUACAAUUUUCACCCCAAUAAUUUGCUAAAACCCUCUUAAAGCACUUACUGUCCUUACAAUAACAAGCAUUCAAAGGGGAGGCAGGCAGGGGAGAGAUAACUUCCCUCACCAUUUUUUGCCGAGAUUCAGAGUGGGUUUCUGUGGAAACAUCUUGGAUCCUGGUUGUGUGAGUAGUUUGGGGAACCUGUGCAAAGACUUUCUUCCGUCAUAGCUCCUAAGGGACCAGUUGAGAGCGGAGAUGUGAGCUGGAAGGCCGGCUGGUGUCGAGGAACACGGCGUAACGUAUUUCCCCCUCAUAGGCUGUGGUUGAACAAGCGCUGGAUUGCAUGCCGCGGAACAGCGUCUGGGUUUUGUUUUUAAUUUGUGGUGGGGAGAGGAUGCAGGAUAAUUGCUUACCCUGCAGGCCCACUGUCAACCAAAGCAAAAACAACAGCGUUUAUGUUUCUGUGUCCCAACGGAGCCCGAUGUCUCUGCUCUUAUUCCUGCCACCAGAGUUCUACACUAACCUUCUACCCCGUCACUGCUGUACAUUAUAUAAUAAAAUUCACAUAUAAGAAAGAGAAA